Messenger RNA from Panicum virgatum (switchgrass), 1237 nucleotides. RefSeq names its product transcription factor bHLH18-like. Gene Ontology annotation, molecular function: protein dimerization activity. The transcript is spliced from 5 exons. Bases 74 to 1048 code for a protein of 324 amino acids. Lineage: Eukaryota; Viridiplantae; Streptophyta; Magnoliopsida; Poales; Poaceae. The record is from RefSeq and is a predicted model, not a curated record.
GUGGACUGGGGGAAGGAAGUCAGGAUUGAAGUACGGCCGGGAGGAAGAAAAUAAGAGGAUAUAUAUCGCGGUGAUGGACGAACUAAACCAAUGGCGUUCACAUCCGGACCCCGAGGACGAGUUGGCAUACAUGUACGGGCAGCAAGACGAGCACGCCGGGAUGCAACAGCAUUUCGCCGAGCGGCUCCCCGAGCAGCAGCAGUACUACGCACCGCCGACACCAAUGGCGCCGCCCAGGCCCAACCCGAUCUAUCCUUCCCAACCGCACCAGCAGGCGGGCUCCAGUUUCCCAGCAGGCUUCGGAGUCCCGGCAUUGCCCAUCCAACCAUUCGGAGCGCUGGCGGUCAACAGUGAGCCAGGGCAGCCGUCGUCGUCGUCGAGCAUCCUCUCCUUCGGCGGGCAGCCUCCUAGCACGCUCAACUUCUCCGGAGGAGACUGGCCGGACGGCAUCGAAGCGGUGCAGCAGCAGGUGCCGGAGAGGCGGAUCCGGGCGCACUGGAACACGCAGGAGCACGUCAUCGCCGAGCGCAAGCGGCGCGAGAAGCUGCAACAGCAGUUCGUGGCGCUGGCCACCAUCGUCCCGGACCUCACCAAGACAGACAAGAUAUCUCUUCUAGGAAGCACCAUCGAGUAUGUGAAACAGCUCGAGGACAAGGUGAAGACAUUAAAGGGACAAAGCGCGUGGAGGACGUCCGAUCCCACUGUCUUUGAGAACAAGUGUCGUAUAUCAAAUGAGAAUAAUAGUGACGGCUCAGGUUCCAGCGGGAGCGCCUUCGGUGCUGGUGGUGGGUUCAGCCCGACCGUUGAGGCGAGCAUCCAUGGCGACACCGUCCUGCUAAAAAUAUGGUGCAAGGAGGGAAGAGGAGUGCUGGUGAUGAUCAUCUCCGAGCUUGAGAACCAGGGCCUCUCUAUCAUAAACACCAGUGUUCUACCGUUCACAGACUCGUGCCUCAACAUCACCAUCACGGCAAAGAUUGCAGAAGGGUUUUCGACCACAGUUGAGCUCGUAAGGAAACUGACCUCGGCUCUCAGAGGCUUCAGUACUUGAGACGGGAAAGAAAAUUGAGUAUCAUGAAAAUGUAAAUGGAUAAUCCUUGUGUUUGAUUUGGAUGUUAUGAUAUUUAUUCUUCUUCUUUUCUUUAGUGGGGCAGAGGGGUGAAGCAUGUUUGAAAUGAAACUCAUGUGCAAAAUCAUCUCACAUUUUUUCUAGUAGUACAGUCGCCAACUCACAGUUUAG